CCACACGGCCGCAGCUCCUCUCUACGUACGUGCCUAUGCCUUCAUAUACGAGCACCACCCGACGUUGCACCGGGAAAAUAUACACACACACAUUCGUAGCACGAAACAACCGUUCACCACUACCACCACCACACCAUUGCCACCGCCAUGGAUCGCUCACCUUCCAAGUUCGUCUUGCUCCUUAUGGCAGCAGCGGCGACCUGGAGCUUCUUCCUCGUCGCCGACGCAGGCAGGCUCCAGCCCAGCUGCAUAGGGCGCGAGAGGGACGUGUUGCUGGCCUUCAAGCAAGGUAUCAACGACACCGAUGGCAACCUCAGGUCGUGGCAAAAAGAGCGGCAAGAUUGCUGCCAAUGGGCAGGCAUCACCUGCAACAACGUAACCGGCCACGUCAUCAAGCUUGACCUUGGCGGAAGAUAUUAUUUGGUCGGCCAGAUAAGUCCUUCCUUGCUUUCGCUAGAGCAUCUCGAGUACCUCGAUCUCUGGGGCACCAGACUGUGUGGGCCUGGUGGUCGUGUUCCAGAGUUCCUGGGUUCCUUAAAUAACUUGAGGCAUCUUGAUUUGUCCGGCAUGUCUUUCUCUGGUAUGGUGCCUCCUCAGCUUGGCAACCUGUCAAAUCUGGAAUACCUUGACCUAUCCGGCAUAUAUUUCAAUAAUACGCGGUUGGGCUUAACAGACAUCUCGUGGUUAACCCGUCUACCUUUGUUGAUGCAUCUUGAUAUGAGUUAUAUCAAUCUCAGCUCAAUAGCCGAUUGGCCUCUUGUUGUCAAUAAGAUUCCAUCUUUGGAGUUGCUCGAUCUUUCUGAGUGCUCGCUUUCAAGUGCAAACCAAUCCCUCGCACACCUAAACCUCACAAAUCUUCAAUACCUUGAUCUCUCAGAUAACUACUUUGAUCAUCCAAUUGCAUCCAGUUGGUUUUGGAACAUAACAAGCAUCAAGUACCUCGACCUUUCUGGUACCUCUCUCUAUGGUCCGUUUCCUAAUGCACUAGGAAAUAUGACGUCUCUCCAAGAACUUUAUUUUGGCCCCUAUUCUACCAAUGGUGACUCACCCACCACAACUGCUAACAUGGCCACAAUGACAGUAGACUUGAAAAAUCUAUGUGAUUUGGAAGACCUAUUGCUUGAUGGAAGCUUCUCCUCUGGGAACAUAACCGAGUUUAUAGAUAAACUGCCAAGAUGUUCGUCCAACAGAUUGCAGCGUUUGAGGUUGAGCAGCAACAAUAUGGUUGGAAUUCUACCAAACAGAUUGGGGAACUUAACCAACUUAGCUUUGUUGGACCUUUCUUACAAUAACAUUACUGGAGCUAUACCGCUAGGCAUAAGCAAUCUUUCUUGUUUAGAAACACUUGAUCUUUCUAACAACCUUCUUGUUGGAGCUAUACCGCUAGGGUUGGGAAAUUGCACUAGUUUGCAAUAUGUUUAUCUCACCAGUAACAGUCUCAAUGGACCUAUACAACCAGGGAUACAAAGCUGCAAUAGAUUACAGGACCUUUUGCUUUCUUACAAUAGCAUUACUGGAGCUAUACCACCAAUGUUGGGAAACUGCACCAGUUUAGAAACACUUGAUCUUUCUAACAACCAUCUUACUGGAGUUAUGCCACCAGGACUGGGAAAUUGCACUAGUCUGCAAUAUUUUUCUCUUUCGAACAACCAUCUUACUGGAACUAUAUCACCAGGGACAGUGAGUUGCACUACAUUAAAUGACCUUGACCUUUCUUACAACAAUCUUACUGGAGAUAUACCACCAUGGCUGGGGAAUUGCACUAAUUUGCAGUCCCUUUCUCUUUCUAAAAACCUUCUCACUGGACAUGUCCCAUCUGAGAUUGGUCUGCUCGGCAGUUUGACUAGACUGGAUCUUAGCAACAAUAAUCUAGAUGGUGUGAUAAGGGAGGAACACCUGGUUGCUCUAAAGAACUUAGAACACCUGGAUCUAUCACACAAUUCUUUCUCAGGGCAUCUGCCAUCAGAGUUUGGAGCUACCGGAUUAUUAGAAUUGACAUUAUCCUCCAAUUACUUCAGUGGGCAUAUUCCUGAAUAUAUUUGUAUGUUUUGGAACCUAGUUGUCUUGGAUUUAUCAGACAACCUUUUCAUGGGUGGACUUCCUCUAUGUUCUCGAAAGCCUAACCUGGUUUUCCUGAUUUUAAAUCACAAUAAGUUUUCUGGCAAGUUCCCAUCAUCACUGAAGAACUACUCGAGUUUGGCAUUCAUGGAUCUUUCAGUGAAUAGUUUCUAUGGAACAUUACCAUCAUGGAUUGGAGAUUUAGUAUAUUUGCGCUUUCUGCAGCUAAGUCACAAUUUCUUGUGUGGAGAUAUUCCAGUGACUAUCACAAAUCUUAAACGUCUUCGUCAACUGAGUUUAGCAGGAAACAGUAUAUCUGGUGUUAUUCCUUUUUCUUUGUCAAAUUUAACAGCAAUGACCCAGAAACAUCCAAAGAAACCUGGGGUCGACAUGUUUGUAUGGUACACCAGCCGUGUGGGUAAAUUUAGAGAAGUUUGGUCUAUAGUGAUGAAGCGUCAGGAACUUAAGUAUGGUGCUAGAAUUUUUGAUGUGAUCAGUAUGGACCUGUCGCUCAACAAUCUAACAGGUGAAAUUCCAGAUGGGAUAACCUCUCUCAAUGGACUAUUGAAUCUAAACUUAUCAUGGAACCAAUUGAGUGGAAAAAUUCCAGAUAGGAUUGGAGCUAUGGAAUCACUUGAAUCGCUCGACCUCUCAAGGAACAACCUUUCUGGUGAAAUCCCAACAAGCUUGACAGAUUUGACUUAUUUAAGCUCCUUGGACCUGUCAUAUAACAAUCUCACAGGAAGAAUUCCACCGGGACGCCAACUUGACACCCUCUACUUGGAGAACCAGUCCAUAUACACGGGCAAUGUUGGUCUGUGUGGCCCUCCUCUUGAAAGGAAUUGCUCACGAAACAAUGCACCAGAGCAUGACAAUCAACGGAAAAUCAAGAAGGUUUCUGAGCCUCUGUUGUUCUUUUACUUUGGACUUGGGUCUGGGUUUGCGGCUGGCCUCUGGGUCGUGUUUUGUACCCUACUGUUCAAGAAAGUGUGGAGAGUUGCCUAUUUCCGCCUCUUCGACAAGUUGUAUGACAAGGCAUAUGUGUUUGUGGUUGUUACUUGGGGUAGGAUAACCGGCAAGGCGACAACAACUUAAGUGUGACACCCAACAAGAUAAUGCAAAUCUGGUGAUGUUAUUUCACCCUACUACUGAGGUAUGAAAUAAAUGAAGGUGCCAAAGCAUUUGGCAGCUUGUGCUAGUAUGCGUUCUUUUCUCUCCUGUAGACUUGUAAUACGAACUUUGGUCUAAUGCAUGUAACCGUUAUAUUGGAUUGUACUUAUGAGUCAUGACGAACUCACAUGGUCUUAAUUUUCCAGCUCUAGUUCCUUUUGUGUUGAUGGUUCGUAAGCUGUAAGCCAAUGUUUUGUGAGUCUGCUAUACAGUUAAGCUUUUAGUGAGGGGCUGGUAGGAGUGGAACUAAAAGCCAUGAAGCACAACAAAACGAACUAACAAUGCGAGGGGUCAUCCAUCUCUAUAGAUUGAGGAAUCGUCACAUUACGGCCGAGCCAAGUUUCAUAUGGCUGCAAGACUGAACGUCCAGCACUUCUUGAGGGGGACAACACGAGUAGGAUACAAUACAAGGGCACACAUGUAACCAGUUUUUGCGGUGGCUCCCCAUUUGAAAUGAAGGGUGGGUGUUUGGUUUUUUGUUUCGUUUUUUUUUUAAGAUUUAGUUAGACAAGAUGACAACUGAAAUUUGUAGCUAAAGCAGUGAAAAACCGGAGGUAUAAAUUUACCACUGAGUUAUAAGAACGUCCUUCCAUUACACUAGUAUAUACUCCCUCCAUUCCUAAAUAUAAUACUUUUUAGAGAUUUCAAUACGGACUACAUAUGAAUGUAUAUAGACGUAUUUUAGGGUGCCGAUUCACUCAUUUUGCUCCAUGAGGGAGUAUUAUGCAUUCAGUGAUGCAUGUUCAUAUAUUUCCCAGAGCUUAUCAACUACUUACUGAACCAGCACAAGCACAUUUACAUUAUCUAACCAUAGUCGUCAAUGUUGGGUGGACAGAGAAAAUAAAUGAUUCCUUUUUUUCUGAUGUAUUAAAUUAGACAAGCACAUCACUAACUGAAACCAAUUCUUGCAAUGGUGAUUGCUGAAAAAAGAACAAAAUUUUCCAAAUCCUAGAUGUAGCAAGCAGUGGAACAAGAAUUUGAUGCAAGCAGUGGAACCACUCAACAUAUAAAGGGGGUCUUCUCUUCUAAACCCCAAAAGACAAAGGCAUCGGUCGCAAACAGCAAUCGCACUUCAGGAUACAUAGGAGUACCGACACCCGUUACGUACCAUCAUAAUUCCUAGUUAAUUAAUCCAGUACAAGUUAUAAUAAGGGCUGCCAAAACUCAUAUUAGUCACUCAAGGAAAUGCUGCUAACUACCGCUCUACCAUGCUGCCACCCAGGUCACCGAGGAUGUGGAUACCAUCCAAAAGCUUCCCAUUAUCUUUCAUCUUCAUUUUGUUUUUCAGGGACAACUGAACAUAGGUCAGGAUGGGGAAAUUAAGGGUCAAGAUUUCAAAGGAAUAGCAAAGACAAGUGCAAUGGUAGGCAAAAAAAUGCCCUCUAAAGUGAAAGUACUGGAUUUGUUCCUACAGAGUUUCUUUUGCAAAGCAUCAAGGAUAUAGGUUAAGUGACAUCAUAUCCUAGACAUGGAUGUUUCCAUUAUACAGUUUGCAAUCCAGUUAAACAAAUCUCUGAUAAUAGUAGGACAGACUACACACAAACACAGAUUACCCAGUAUAAGUUGAAUUACUCACUGGUCACAUAGAAAGAAAAUUUCACGGUGAUAUAUCUGCAUCGAUAAUCGUACAUAAGAGAUAUAUGAUCCACUAAGCAAAAAACUGUGAUAUAUUUGCUUCAACAUACAGAUAUGGAACAUUCAUUCCACUAUACAUUUACCUUCUGGGAUAAUGACCAUGUUUAUACAUUUGAGCAUACAAUUUUUACUUUUACAGUUAAGAACGCCUGAUAAUCCAGAUUUCAGAAAACAUUGAUAAAGCAGGAUGAAAUGUCCAUUCUAAAACACGAAACAAGUCAUCUUUGAGCACCACUAUAGGUUGCUAUUAUCAGACUAUAUAUGGGGAAGAACAAGUUCAGAGCAUGUUUUCUGGUACCAACACAAGCUUUAGCAAAAGUAAGCCAUGGAGAAGCAUGCCAUGAUCUGACACUUCAGGACAUGUCUAGCAGACGGCAACGAAUGCCACCAACAACAAGAUUUUGAAUUUUGUAUCAAGUCUCGAGUCCACAAAAGUAUUACUAACAUUGCUAAAAAAGUAUAUUGGGCGAUACAGAGUUUGGAUUUGGAGUCAUCAAAGUACCAAGUAGCAGUAGGGAAGUAAAUGGUAAUUUUGUUCCCACAAAGAUUAUUUGUCUUAGGUUCCCAUCAUGGUAGUCCAUUUAAGGGGGUCUUCUGUAAUCUUUUGGCAUCCAAGAAACAAACCUCUAUUCUUUUUAAUAUACCUCUUUAAUUUCUCGUAUAUAUCCACAACCUCCUUCUCAACUAACCAAUCCCCCACCCACGUGCAAGGGACACCCUUAUUCUCUCAUGCAACACCUGUAUUACGGAAGUGUGUCCCCUAUUGACACCUUAUGUUAUGAGUUUAUGACCAUAGUGCCCAGGUGUUUUUUAACAAUCUUAGCACAAGCAUUCGAAAAUGUCGCUUGGCAAACAAGUUAAAAUGACCUAAGGAAUCAAUCAUAUACCUAACACCACUCUACAGCUAUACCAAACAGUAUGAUGGAAGAUGCACAUGGCAAAAUAACAUAACCUCAACAAGAGCAUUGUACAUAUCAUCAAAAGGCCAAAAGGCAAACCUGCCACGAUUAAGAACACUUCAGUGUAGGGAACGUGGGAGGCCAGAUCAUCAUAAAAGGAUGAACAGUACCCAAACCUUCAUCCUCUUCCGGCAACUCGUAGACUUUGCACUAUGUCCUGCACUUGAUAUCCGUAUAGAGCAGGAAUGGAACCAUCCACAAGAACACAAACUCAUCAUUGUCUCCCACCUGGAUUAUCAUAUCAGAGAUAUGCUUACCCUCAACCAUGCAACCUCAAACUAGUAACCAUGUCGUGCAAACAAAUGGUGUCCGCCAGCAACCAAUCCCCCCCCCCCCCCCCCCCCCCCCCUCCCCCCCCCCCCCACCCCCCCCCCCCCCCCCCCCCCCUUGUGGAGCCAGACACUAAGCUGGAGCUCCUUCAACUUCAACUCAAUCAGAUAUAUAGAAAAAAAAGUUAUCCGCUCGUGACAAAAUGGUGUACAAAGUGUUUAGCUGCACCCCUUAUGGUAACUGAAUUGUGGAAAAACUUGAUGCUAUUAGAUCCAAGACAAGAAUCCUGCUCAGGCCAGACAGGAUAUAGAUUUUAUUGCUCGCAAGCACGGGUUUUCUAUCCAAAUGAAGAGAAGAGGUAUGUGUCGUGGGCGACGUUUACAUAUGCCAGGCACCAUCUUGCAACACAUAUACGCGCGCGGUGGAAGUAUUUGUCACCAUGGCAAACUCCAUCAACACAUAUAAGUAGGACAAAAAAUCGCCCUCUUCUUUGGAGAAGACCACACCCUGAGUGAAACUACUGAAGUCCCGGUAUUGGAGGUAUGUGAAUGGUGGGACAUCGACCAUGCCUCUGUCAGGGCAAAGCGGGGGGGGUGCACUCGAACACUGGCCCCUGUUCCUCCUCCAUUGCGCCUUCAGUGGCACAAUGUGGUGAAGACGCUGCCAUUCCGACAGUUUCAAAUCAGAACAUUGUGGUUGCCGGCAGUGGGAAAGCCGAUGUGGAGUAUUUUGGUGAGCAGGUCGCCGUCGUCCAGCACCUUGGAUACAGUGGCCGCGGCUGCCAGUGGGGAAUGCCGCUCUAUGUCACCACACACACACAAUUUCUUCUCGGGUUCGGCACUGGGAAUCGGCAUUCAAAAAUAAAAAAAUGCAAAUGGACGGCAACGCAGUGGAUUGAUUUAUUCACACUGCAAAUGUUUGCAAUAAACACACAACACACAGCUAUGUGCAGCAGACAGCAGAGCAUACGCAAAUUACAAACUGCACGAACUGAAAUUUGGGAGAGAAUCCAAGAAAUAUAGAGAGACCGGAUCUUGAUUACCACUGGGGAAUCUCGGCAAGAUCCAUCUAUCCCCACCCUUAGCUCCCGCGACGAGUAAACAAUAUAGAUCUAGCUAGGGUUUCCCGCGGGAGAAGAAAAGAAGUUGGGAGUGGACGGGAAGGAGAAGCGAGCGCACAUCAAAACAGAGGAGAGGGGGAGAAGUGCCGUACGCCGGCCGCCGGAGACGGGCUCAGGUCGCCGGCCGAUUCGCGGCGGAGCAUCGUCUCGCCCGGUGAGGCGUCGAGGUGUUGUUUGUCGAAUCAGGCCAGCUGAAGCGAGCUGCGGAGCGAAGCUGAGCUGAGUCUGAAAAGUGAGG
Messenger RNA from Triticum urartu, 7450 nucleotides. RefSeq lists its product as uncharacterized. Gene Ontology annotation, molecular function: protein binding. Lineage: Eukaryota; Viridiplantae; Streptophyta; Magnoliopsida; Poales; Poaceae. The record is from RefSeq and is a predicted model, not a curated record.